GGGUCCAGGAGCGCGCGGGCAAUGCGGGCGGCCAGGCGGGGGUUGGCGGACCCCUGAACCCCUCGCCCCCUGGCCAGCGAGGGAGCCCCGCGGCGGCACGCGCCCGAGGCGGCCAGCCCGCCAUGGCCGGGGUCAGCUACGCGGCGCCCUGGUGGGUGAACCUCCUGCACCGGCUACCCCACUUCGAUCUGCGCUGGGAGACCACCAGCAGCCAGUUCCGGCCCGAGGACACCGACUACCAGCAGGCGCUGCUGCUGCUGGGGGCCGCCGCGCUGGCCUGCCUCGCCCUGGACCUCCUCUUCCUGCUCUUCUACUCCUUCUGGCUGUGCUGCCGGCGGCGCAAGAGCGAGGAGCACCUGGACGCCGACUGCUGCUGCACCGCCUGGUGCGUCAUCAUCGCCACGCUGGUCUGCAGCGCCGGCAUCGCCGUGGGGUUCUAUGGCAACGGGGAGACCAGUGACGGCAUCCAUCGGGCCACCUACUCGCUCCGCCACGCCAACCGCACAGUGGCAGGGGUCCAGGACCGCGUGUGGGACACGGCGGCCGCUCUGAACCGCUCGGCGGAGCCCAGCCUGCAGAGCCUGGAGCGGCAGCUGGCCGCACGGCCAGAGCCCCUGCGUGCAGUCCAGCGGCUGCAGGGCCUUCUCCAGACGCUGCUGGGCUACACAGCUGCCAUCCCGUUCUGGAGGAACCCCGCCGUGUCGCUCGAGGUGCUGGCGGAGCAGGUGGACCUCUAUGAUUGGUACAGGUGGCUGGGCUACCUGGGCCUGCUGCUCCUUGACGUGGCCAUCUGCCUGCUGGUGCUGGUCGGCCUCAUCCGUAGCUCCAAGGGCAUUCUGGUUGGGGUCUGCCUACUGGGGGUCCUGGCCCUGGUCAUCAGCUGGGGCGCACUGGGCUUGGAGCUGGCCGUGUCUGUGGGCUCCAGUGACUUCUGUGUGGACCCCGACACUUACGUGACCAGGAUGGUGGAGGAGCACUCGGUGCUGAGUGGGGACAUCCUGCAGUACUACCUGGCCUGCUCGCCCCGUGCCGCCAACCCCUUCCAGCAGAAGCUGUCUGGCAGCCACAAGGCGCUGGUGGAGAUGCAGGACGUGGUGGCUGAGCUGCUGAAGACGGUCCCCCGGGAGUCCCCGGCCACCAAGGACCCCUUGCUGCGUGUCCAGGAGGUGCUGAACGGCACAGAGGUGAACCUGCAGCAUCUCACCGCCCUGGUGGACUGCCGCAGCCUGCAUCUGGACUACGUGCAGGCCCUGACGGGCUUCUGUUACGAUGGCGUUGAGGGCCUCAUCUACCUGGCUCUCUUCUCCUUCGUCACGGCUCUCAUGUUCAGCUCCAUCGUCUGCAGCGUCCCCCACACCUGGCAGCAGAAAAGAGGCCCCGACGAGGAUGGGGAGGAGGCGGCGGCCGCAGGGCCGAGGCAGACACACGACAGCCUCUACCGUGUGCACAUGCCCAGUCUGUACAGCUGCGGGAGUAGCUACGGCAGCGAGACCAGCCUCCCAGCCGCGGCCCACACCGUCAGCAACGCCCCGGUCACCGAGUACAUGAGCCAGAAUGCCAACUUCCAGAACCCCCGCUGUGAGAACACCCCCCUCAUCGGGCGCGAGUCCCCGCCGCCCUCAUACACCUCCAGCAUGAGAGCCAAAUACCUCGCCACCAGCCAGCCUCGCCCCGACUCCAGCGGCAGCGGCCACUAGACAGCCCCGGCCGGCCACCCGCCCACGUGCCAAUCGCCCUGCCCCUCCCCGUGCAGGCGCUGCCGCUCCCACCCGUCACCGCCCGCCGGACCCUCCGCACGCCCGCCAGGCCCGCUGCAGCCACCCUCGCCCCUGCCCUCCCCUUCCCGCAGGGGCUCUCCGUGGGUCACGCACCUGGACGCGGGAGCGGUGCCACCGACAGGGGGCCCCCCAGCCCCCCCACGCCCCUCUGCCUCUGAGGAGGGGGGUCUGCAGAGCCCCGCUCUGGGCCGGAGCCGGGCUCGGUACUGUGUCCCUGACGCUUACUCCGCAGCAGGCCGACCCGUGGACCCGUCUUCUCUGCUCGCGCCCAGCCUGCUCUCUCCCCCCGCAGCUCCCAUGGCUCGCCCGCACCCUCCAGGCUUCGGAGCGUCACUUUUUGCGUUCACAGGCUGGGCGGCGCCCACCCUGGGCCGGGCAGCUGCAGGGGCCUCGGGUCGUGUGCGCUCACCGCUAGGCUCCUGCGCAGAAAGUUCCCGGGGAGCUCCUCUCAGUCCACCUGACCACAGGCCCCUCCUGCUGGUUGCCAGAAGCCUCCGCCCAGCAUCGCUCUCUCCCCCAGCGCCCACCCUGCCCGUGGAGCCCAGCCCUGCACGGCGGCAGGGGGACGGCAGGUGCUGCGCCGAGCCCAGGCUGCUCACCCAGUGCUGGCCGCCUUCUUGGUGCCAAACCCCCUCCCCCGCCCCAAGACUCGGCAGCUCGUCUGGUUCAUUUUUGCACUAACCACAUUUGUCAUCCUAGGGCAGGCGGGGCUGCCGGCUGAGCAGCACACUCCCCUUCUCGGUUCCCUCUCUGUCCAGGACAGGCACACGUCCCGAGCCCGGCCAGGGGCUGGACCUGAGCUGGCGGUGAACGUGCCCUCGGCCCCUGCCGCCCCCUCUUGGGACUAACCACUAACCUCACCCGGCCUCCGCGGGCACCCCUGGCCGACCCAGAGCCAGCAAGUCUCACCCCGAGUCCAGGCCAGAGAUGAGGCCUAGGCCGGCCGGCUGGGAAUCGGGCCGGAGUAGCCGUUUCUUCUUGGGGUGCUGCUGGGGAAGGACUGUAGACCGACAGGCAGCCUGAGAGCCUGCAGACCCGUCCCUGGGCAGGUGCUGCCCCAGACGACUAUGUCCUCGGGAACAAAUGUCCCUUGGGCUGUAGGACUGAGGUCCGUGCGGCCUCAGUCUCCCUACCUGUGAAGUGGGAACAAGGCUUCCCUAAGGUGCUUUGGCUUUAGUGUACAAUGUUUGCUGUGUUUCCUGCCGUGGAGGGUGCGGCACCCCCAGAUCAGGAUGGGAAGGAAGCCCCCUGCCAGUCUCAGCCCUGGCCUGGCCACCCUGCAACAGAGGCGCUGGCCUGUGGGUCAGGCCAGGGGCUGCAGAGCACCAGGCAGCAGCCGUGUGGGAGGGCCCCGGGCCGGGGUCCCACAGCGGGAGGUGCCCGCCAUGUUCGGCAUGUGGGCUCUUCCUUCCAGAGCGGGGACAGUGCCCUUCCCUGGGACAGGCCCGGGGAGAUGCCGCCUGCCCUUCCUCCAUAAUCUUUUCUCUGUGCUGGUGUCUGGGACCAAACGGGCAGGUGGGCUGGGGGCCAGGCCACAUCUGCCCGGCUUCUGGGGUUGCCCCUGCCCUGGGAAAGGAGGGGAGUGAGCAGGCAAACACCGGGGUGCCCCAGGUAGGCCUGGGGCCCUGAGCCUGGCCAAACCUCACUGCAGGGCCCCGUGUGCUCUAGGCCCCGCCUGGCCGUCGUUCUGGGCCCCCACAGCAGACCUGCCCAGUUUUUCCUCUGGGCCCCUCCAGUGGCGAGAGCGGUCCUGGCCCAGUGUCAGGAGGGAGGCCCCAGCCAUCCUGCCCUGGUGCGCGCCGUGCGCUCGGGCCACUGCUCAGAAGCACAAGCAGCCGCCCGCGGCCCUGGGAGGCCGCCCGCAAUGUGAAUGUACAUAGCAUGAGAGGCCGGCGCCGCCGGACGCGCUGUGGACCUCGGCUGUCUUGCGAGUUCCCACCGUGUGGCGUGUGCCCCGUCUGUGACUUCAUCGAGCUCCUUCUACUCACCGAGGUUGAAUAAAGGAAAAGGAGAAUCAUCCAAAGGGGUUCAAACCCCAGCCUCAGUCUGUGGAGGCGAGCAGGUCCUGCCAUUGGUUUUCUUUCUGUUCUAAGUUUUCAGGGUCCCCUUCCUAACCAACCCCCAUCCCAGUGACCUCUCCACAUCCCUUCCCGGCCUUGCUCCCCACAGGCUCUGCAGCAUCUGGGGGGGGGUGCGGCCCUCGACAAAGUGGGUGGCCGGUGGGAGGGAGGAGCCUUGAAGCCCCACAGGGUCCAGCUGGCUCCCGGGCCCUGCCAGGCUGGGCCAGCAGGAGGUGGGGUCCAGCUGGGACAUCUGGCCCAUGGGGCUCCCCUGCCAUGCCCACCCACCCCAUCUCACUAUGCAAUUCCAGCCCAAGCACCAUUCCCUACCUACCCGGGACCCCUGCCCAGCCCCAGGGGGGUGGGUAGCCUCCCUGGGCUCCAGCCGGGGGGCGGGCAGGGGCCGGGGCCUUCUAUGUGGGACUUUUUGUUUAACCAUAAUGGUUGUGCGCUGUACCACUUUGUUAUAUAUAACAUAUCGCUCAAUAUAAUUUUGUUAAGACUCUGACCCUCCCAGUUCCCCUCCUGACCCUCGCCCCCUCCCCCCGCAGUGUGAUUUAGGGCCCUGAGCGGGAAGGGGCUCAAACCACUUAGCAUCUUCCUCCGACACUUUCCUCCAACCUCCGUAGGGCCAUGGCUGUCUGUGCUGUCGCUGUGGUUUUUUAUUUUUGUUUUUUAACUGGGUUUGGGGUUUGAUUUUUCUUUGGGGGCUUUAUUUUUCUUGGCAGAUAACUAAAAAUCUCGUCAAUGUAAUUUCUGUGGUUUC
Molecule: messenger RNA, 4604 nt
Organism: Neomonachus schauinslandi (Hawaiian monk seal)
Lineage: Eukaryota; Metazoa; Chordata; Mammalia; Carnivora; Phocidae
Gene: TTYH3
Product: tweety family member 3
Exons: 14
Coding region: 123-1697 (524 amino acids)
Cellular component (GO): plasma membrane
Molecular function (GO): intracellularly calcium-gated chloride channel activity; volume-sensitive chloride channel activity
Source: RefSeq, a predicted model, not a curated record